Ictalurus furcatus (blue catfish) is the source of this 14789-nucleotide messenger RNA. It is a transcript of the gene fam193a, whose product is annotated as family with sequence similarity 193 member A. The transcript has 23 exons. The record is from RefSeq and is a predicted model, not a curated record. NCBI's taxonomy places the organism in Eukaryota, Metazoa, Chordata, Actinopteri, Siluriformes, Ictaluridae. Bases 1431 to 6164 code for a protein of 1577 amino acids.
GAUCUGCUUUGUGUAGCUUCGAAUGCCGAAUAAAAGUUGAAGUUGUUGCUUUUGCGUUUGAUAUUCUUGAACCACAGGUUUUACAUGUUGCAGCUCUUUUGUUGCUGCAAACAACAUAAUCUUGGAAGAUUAUGGAAUCUUUUUGGAAUUUGGAAUCUUUGUGGAAGACAAUGCUACCACAAAGUGCCUCUGUCAUCAGGGAAUGAGCGCUCUUUCGACUUUGUCAUUGUCCAGCGCAAAUUGAUUAACUGUUUGACUGGUUGAAUGUUGACCUUGGAAAUUAAGACUGGUGCUGAUUUGCUGAAAAUGUAUAGUUUGUUGGGGAAAACGAACAGUUGGUUUACUAAACACUUUUGAAAACGCAUCAAGUCAAAGGGCUCGAGUCCAAGUGAAGUCACAAAUUGCUGUCAAGGUCAAAGUCGAGUCUUCUUUCCCUGCUGAACCCCCCCCCCAAAAAAAAUAGAAACCAUCACAGAAAUUCUAAUUCUAAUUGCUUCCAGUACAAAUACCAUUACAAGCCGUUAAAUCCAUUACCAAUAUUGGUCCUUAAUGGUAUCCAUUAGACAUAACCUGCCACCAAUACAAUGCAACAAAUUACCAGUAGAGACCCAGACGGACCAUUACAGUUUCCAUUCAAACCAAUACAAUUCCAAUUAUCAAGGGCGUAGAUUUGCAUAUGGACGGUAGGGAUAUGUCCCUCCCAAUAUUUUGGGAGAGCAGAAUUUUAGAAUUUAGAAUCUUCUAGUCUUUAAUCUGUUGCUUCGUAUAAUUUGUAUUUAAAUGUAAAUACAGAUCUUAAUAUAAAUAGAGAUGUUAUAUUUUAAUAAACCAUUUGGUUGUCAACAUUAAACAGUCCUUUUUUUUUUUUUUCCCGGGGUGGGUGGACCAAACCUACGCCCUUGCCCAUUAUAACCAUUCCAAAUUCUAUGAGGGUUUCUAUUGUUUGUUUGUUUGUUUGUUUGUUUUCAGCAGGAUUAAUGAUGUCAAAUCUAAUCUAAAGUCAAAAUUUGUGACUCGAGUCCAAGUCAAGUCCAAGUCAUGUGCAUCGAGUCCACAAGACAGUAUGUACAUUGUGAGGAAAAUACAUUUUUGUAGUUAUUUACUCCUACACGCUUAAAAACUACAUUACCCAUGAACCUACACAGAAACACUUCCGCCUUUGCGUAAGGGCGUAAACCCAAUUGGCCGAGUCCUGCCUAGUUAGCCAUAUUGGAACUUGAAGUCUUGCUAGCAACUCUGGGUAGAUCGGGUUAGGCUUUUCACAUUUUCUUCUAGAAAAAUAAUAUAUAUAAAUAUAUAUAUCUAAAUAUAUAUUGUAUCACGGGAUUAAAAGCCUGACGUCCCAGCCAAGACGCAGCCUGUUGUGGACAGGUGAAAAAAAAAAAAAGAAGCUGUCUCUGUUUCAUUGUGUGGCUGGAAAUUUUUUAAUAAUGAGUCCCACCGACGCGAAGCGAGGAGCGAAGCGCAGGAAGAACAAGCGGGGCGGCGCGAGCAGCACGGCAGGAAAAUCCGAGGCUUCAGCCGCGGCCCGGGCUGCUCAUUCCGCCGCAACAGCCGCCUCCACCAGGAGCUUUCUAACCACGGGGAGCUCUGGAAAUGUCGACUCGGGCCUCAAUGGAGAGGUCCCAGGUAACGGUACGCCCCAGUUUUCCGAAGGCCCUGUGAACUCCGACUUUUCCGGAGUCCUUCAGACCCCGUUCACGUUCGGCCUGAACCAGAGGGCGCCGUACACCACGGGUGAUCGCUGCUUGCUCUGUCGCAGCGAGCGCAAAGACGCCGUUUCGCAGGACUCGGGUCAGAACGGCACGGGCCAGUCGCCCAAAUCCUCCAGCGCCCUCCAGCUGCCCCUUUACGUCUGCCCCGACUGCAAACGCACUGUAGAGAAGGACGAGCGGCAGCCCCCCUCUGACCAGACCUCGAUGAGUCAGGACUUUUUGUUACGCAUGCCCAUGGGUAAUGGUGGAUUAAGCCAGGACUCGGCAGGCCCCAAUGCUAGGCUAAUGGUCGGCGCUCCUACUUUACCCACACCGGACCUCAGCACGCCGCUCUCCACAGACACCGUGUGCGGCUGUGAGGCGUGCAGCGAGAGGAGGGAGAUCACGGCGGAGUCGGAGCGGGAGUCUCAGCAGCUGCAGAAUCACUGGUCCGAGGUGCGCUACCUGGUGCGCUGUAUCUACCGGCAGACCGGCACGCCGCUGGCCGACGACCAGGACCAGCCUCUAAACCGGGACAAGGAGAGCAUGAAGGAGCUGGUGGACAGGCUGUGUGAGAAGGACCCGUACCAGCUGUACCAGCGGCUGGAGCAGCAGGCCAGGGAAUACGUGCUGGAGAUGAAGGUCCGGCUCCUGAAGCACCUGUCAGCGGGACCCGAAGGCCCAGGGGCCACUCACGGCCCUCCACAGGCGCACCAGUUCAUCUCGCUGCUCCUGGAGGAGUACAGCGCCCUCUGCCAGGCAGCCAGGACCAUCAGCAGCUUCCUGCUCACGCUGGAGAACGAGCACCUUAAGAAGUUCCAGGUGACGUGGGAGCUCCACAACAAGCACCUGUUUGAGAGUUUGGUGUUCUCCGAGCCCAUCCUGCACGGCAGCCUGCCGGCUCUCGUCGCCCAGCUCAAGCAGGGCACGGCGUCGCACGACUCGUACAGUGAGGACAUGUACAAGGCGCUGCUGGACAGUCUACACGCCCUCGAGCAGGAGAUGAAGGCCGUAGCGGCGGAGUGGACGGAGUGCAGAAAGAGGAUAGACGACUACGUGGACGAGCAGUUGCUUUUCAAAGUGGAAGGCCAGAACCUCACGAAUCAGCGCACCGAGCCACACAAGUCUCUAAUCAGUAAAAACAUGUCUUUAAGAACUAAGCAGCGGAUGCUUAAAGAAGACGGCGAGAUCUUCAAACAGAGAAGGUUCUUCGAGGAGCAGUUCCUACAGAACAGUAAGAAGUCUCUAGCAGGAGACUGCACCUUCACGGACACGGUCAAGCAGAUGCUGUCGUCUCGGCUCAGCAUUCCAGACUGUCCCAACUGCAACUAUCGGAGAAGGUGCACGUGUGACGAUUGCAGCCUCUCUCACAUCCUCACGUGCGGCAUCAUGGACGCCCCGGUCGGGGAGGAGCUUCACCUGAAGCUGCCACUGCAGGCGGAGCCUCCUCGAGACUACCUGUCCGAGGUUCAUCCUCCGAGCAUGUCUUCAGGAAGCUCCGGCUCUGGCUCCGGAUCCGGCUCCGGAUCCGCCUCCAGUUCCCCGAUCACCGUCCAGCAGCACCCGCGCCUCCUCCUGCCCCAAGACGGAGCACCCACGUUUGGCAGCGACGACGACGACGACGUUGACGAAGUGCCUGCGCUGCCAUCCAUCUACCCCCUGAGCAGGUACGAGGACGCCGGAGUGGUGGCGAGCAUGAACGGCCUGCACGCUCAGCUCAACGGAGGAGGAGAGAACACGGUGCUCAAACACGAGUCUCCACGAGGGAGCAGCAGCAGUUCCUCUGAGGGAGAUGAGGAGGAAGGGGGGGGUGAGAGCAGCACUCAGCCUUCAGGCCAGCAGGGGGAGCUCUCCUGUGGGAAAAGAGACAGUCCUCCUCCUUCUUACACACAUACACAGGUGGAGCAGGUGCAGCACCCGUGUGAGUGUCACGUGUGUAACCAGGGCGGUGUGGACGGCGGUACAGCAGGACUGGGCACCGCCGCUCUGCCUCCUCGGCACCUGCACACGGCACCCCAUCAGUUCUUUACAGACAAGAGUCCAGCUCACCCUGCGCUCCACCUCUACCCCCACAUCCACGGCCACCUGCCCAUGCACAACCUGCCCCAUCUGCCCCGGCCGCUGCUGCCCACACUGUACUCCAGCCCUCCCCUCUCACACAGCAAGACUCUCCCGCCAGCACCGGUAUCCAAUCACACAGGAGUUCAGCAGCAGCAGCAGCAGGUGUUCAGCCCGGCUCUGCCUGAGCACGUGUACCAAAGCUGUUUCAGCAGUGGAGCCGGAGACUGGAGCGCUUCUCUGUCUUGUCCCUCACUCAAAUUCGAGAACCUGUGGGACACGCACAUGAUGAAGAACUGGAACCCGAGCGUACUGCUGCAGGAGCCGCUACCCGGUGACUGUCGCCUUUCUCCUCGCUUUGUGCCUCUUCUUGACGUAACUCUUCUUGACGUAACUCUUCUUGACGUAACUCUUCUUGACGUACCCUUAGGAUUAGACUCCGCCUCUAGCUCCUCCUCGUCCCUUCCGGCUCCCGAGGGCAAGGAGAAGAAGAGCGUCCCUCAGAAGAAGAAGUGUCUGUUCAACUACCAAGAUGCCUUCAUGGAGGCGGGCGAGGUGGUGAUGGCUACGUCGUCGGCCAUCUCCUCGGUCUCCAGCACCGCCACCACUGUCCAGUCCAGUAACAAUCACAUCCACGCUUCAGCUAAAAGAGCCGCCGCGCUAGGUGAAGUAUUCCACAGUAUAGUUAAAGAGGACCAUAUACAGUCCGGCCCCAUCGCUCCUAGAAACAGCCCCACCGGUUUGGCGUCUCUGCCCCCUUUCAGCAGUGCCGCCCACCCGCCCGUCCCCAGCACGCAUCUCCCCAGCACGCAUCUCCCCAGCAUGGCCGCUCAGCCCUUAACAAAGACAGCAGCUCCGGCCCCGGGUUUCCUCGAAGCGCAUCAGACGUUGUGUGUGCCCGGUGGGGAGCCGCCCAUCUCGGCGGAGGGGCCAGUCAGCGGGCCCAGCAGUGUGUGCAGUGAUCCGGACUGCGAAGGUCACCGGUGCGAGGGGGGCGGAGCCUACGAGCACCAGACUUAUGAAGAGAGUCCGGACGAAGACAGCAGUUCAGAACACAGCUCCUCCACCUCCACGUCCACCAAUCAGAAGGAAGGAAAAUACUGCGACUGCUGCUACUGUGAAUUUUUUGGCCAUGGAGGGCCCCCCGCAGCUCCCACUAGUAGAAACUAUGCCGAGAUGCGGGAGAAGCUCCGGCUGCGUCUCACCAAGCGUAAAGAGGAACAGCCCAAGAAGGAGGAGCUGGAGCGGGACGGACUGGAGGACAACCGCAAAGUGGAGGAUCUACUGCAGUUCAUCAACAGCGGCGGCAACAAACCCGCCUCCAGCGCCAAAGCGGCCAAACGAGCGCGCCACAAACAGAAGAAGCUAGAGGAAAAAGCCCGGCAGGAGGCGGAGGCGCGAGAGCGGGAGGUGCAGCAACAGCAGCUUCUGGAGGCACAGCAGAGGCACCAGGAGGAGGAGGAGGAAGCACUUAAGCAGGAGCUGCUCCGUCUGAAGGAGAUGCAGCAGCUCCACAACUCCUCCAGCACCACCAACACAACCUCCUCCAAGAAGAAAAAGAGGGAAAGCAAGGCCAGAGAAGCUCCAACAGCAACAGUCAAGCCCGAAACGCCGUCUCCGUCACCCGCUCCCACUAACAACCCUCAGCCGCUACGCCAGAGUGCACAGAACGUUCUGGAAAACAUGCAGAAUGGCAAAGCGCACCUGCUACACGGCCUCAUCCGCCUCCAAGAGCCCGUCAAAGAGCCCGUUAAAGAGCUCAUACCUCUACCCCAAGCCAAAAUCGGCUCAACAAGCCCAAGACGCGGCAAAGAAAAACCUGCUGAAGCCCUGCCCUCUCUGCCCAAUGGCACCCUGCUGCACUCAGAACCCACCGUUGCAAGGUCCAAAUCCAAACAGCAUCCCAACAGCAGCUGCAGAACCAACAGCGAGGCGGGAAAACGGCCGCUCGACACGCCUCGACCUACAGAACCCACCUCCAAAUCGGCCCCGUCGCACACAGAAAGUAAAGUCAAGGCCCGGCCGGCCGAGGAGCAGCUCACUGAAACCAAGAGGGAGGAGAGGACGAACGGGAAGAAGCAGCAGAACGGCGUGAAGGAGGAGAGGAACUCGCCCGUGAUGGAGACUCCAGCCGUCGAGCAGAACGGGAAAGCCGUGCCGGCGGAGUCUCCCCAACCCAAAAGCAAGGCCAAGAAGAACAAGAAGAAGAAGGCAGACAAGAUGAAUAACUCCAUAGACGACGUGUUCCUGCCCAAGGACAUCGACCUGGACAGCGUGGAUAUAGACGAGACCGAGCGUGAGGUAGAAUGCUUUAAAAGGUUCUGCUUGGACUCUGCUCGACAGACAAGACAGAGGCUAUCCAUCAACUGGUCCAACUUUAGCUUGAAAAAGGCCACGUUCGCGGCUCACUAACGAGAGGACGAGACGAGACGAGAUCCUCCUACAGAGAGCGUCAGGAUACAGUCAGCGAUCCUCUCUCUCUCACUCUGUGUCUCUCUAUCUUCUCUCUCUCUCUCCUCUCCCUCACUCUCCUAUUACCAGGCUGACUGCUGAUCCCAGUGCUGCUACGCUCCAACCAACUGCUCCUCUGACCUACAUUACCCACAAUGCCUUGCCUUGUCCUCGUCACUAUAUGGUUCCUCAAAUGAAUUCAGACACUCAGCUUUGCAGUACUUAUGGAGGACGGGGGGGAGGGGAGGAGGGGUUGGAAAGGACAGACAGGAAAAGAAAAGAAAAAAAAAAACCAACCACCACCACAAAAUGCCACUCUACCGUUCUUGUUUUCUUCUGUAUCGAAUAUCUCCGAGUUGCUCCUCCUAUCAAAAUCCUCGAUUGUUUGUUUGGGAUGGAGGCCAUGUGAAACAUCCAAACGGAAAAAAAAAAUUAAGAAGUAAAAAAAAAAAGAGCCUUUUAUUCCCAGUAUUUGUGGAUACGAACAUUUUGCACUUCAUUACAGUUAGCUGAGAAGGGAACGGGACUAGGGCACUUCAGGUCCUUCCCCUUGGCCACUUGGUCCACACCAGGACGACGGCUAAUACUUGACCGAUUGUUCAUGCUGGGUUGUUCAGUUCCAUUAAAACAACUGUUCUGUAAAGUGUUAGGGGUUUUUUUUUUUUUUUUUUUCUUUCUUUCUUUUUGUUUUUUUUUGUUUUGUUUUUUCCUCAGUUCUCUUUUUUUUCCGUUCAUCCUGUAGCCAGCUUGUAUCAGACUACUUUCAGAAUCGAAUCGAAUGAAAAGAACAAUACUCACACUAUCGAUCUGUUAUAGAGUGUAUAUUGUAUUAACACUGAAGCCUGACUGGCUACUUUUUAACAUAUUGUUAAGUAAUAUUAAAAAUCUUGUCUUUCUUUUUUGAAAGAUGGAAUACAGUGGAAUGGCAGGGCUACGUGUCUGUGUGCUUAUUUCCUUUCAUGCCUCGUCCUCAAACAGUUACCCGACCAAGAUGAGAAAGCAGGGAGCUACGCUGCUAACCCCAAGGGUGAGAGUUUAAACACUAUUCUCACUGCCUGAGUGCUGCUGUAGCAAGGUUCAUAAUGGAAUAAGGUUGUUUUGUUUUGUUUUUUUCACUCUGUCAAUACAGCCACUAGUUCCUCUUAUACCACAGCGCCGUGCAGUUCUCCAGCCUGAUUGCUCAGAUUCAUUUUCUACAACAGCAGCUCAGACAUUAGCACAUGUUUAUAUUAACGCGUUCGUUCGGAUACGCUAGGGUAGACAAAGAGAACCCAAUUAAACAAACGAGACAAAAAUAUUUCUUGAGGAAAAUAAUCCAAUAUUACAUAUCUGUGAGAGGCAAAAGUAUGUGAACCUCUAGGAUUAGCAGUUUAAUUUGAAGGUAAUGUUCAUGAGUUCACCAUCAGGAGAACACUGAACAAUAAUGAUGUGCAUGGCAGGGACGCAAGGAGAAAACCACUACUCUACAAAAAGAAGAUCGCUGCCUCUCUGCAGUUUGCUAAAGAUCACGUGGACAAGCCAGAAGGCUAAUGGAAAAAUGUUCUAUGGGCGGAUGAGACCAAAAUACAACUUUUUGGUUUAAAUGAGAAGUGAUAUGUUUGGAGAAAGGAAAACACUGCAUUCCAGCAUGUGAAUCUUAUCCCGUCUGUGAAACAUGGUGGUGGUAGUGUCAUGGUCCGGGCUGUUUUGCUGCAUCCGGGCCAGGACGACUCGCCAUCUUUGAUCAAACAAUGAAUUCAGAAUUAUACCAGUGGAUUCUAAUUUUAACAAAAAUGUCAGGACAUCUGUCUGUGAACUGAAUCUGAAGAGGAAGUAGGUCAUGCAGCAAGACGACGACCCUAAACACACAAGUCGUUCUACCAAAGGACGGUUAAAGAAGAAUAAAGUGAAUGUUUUGGAACGGCCAAGACAAAGUCCUGACCUUAAUCCAAUAGAGAUGUUGUGGAAGAACCUGAAUCAAGCAGUUCAUGUGAGGAAACCCACCAACAUCCCAGAGUUGAAGCUGUUCUGUACUGAGGAACGGGCUAAAAUUCCUCCAGGCUGACAUGCAGGAUUGAUCAACAGUUACUGGAAAUGUUUACUUGCAGUUAUUGCUCCACAAGGGGGUCACACCAGAUACCGAAAGGAAAAGUUCACCUACUUUUUCCACUCACAGAUAUGCAAUAUCGGAUCAUUUUCCUCAGUAAAUAAAUGACCAGGUAUAAUAUUUUUUGACUCAUUUGUUUAACUGGGUUCUCUUUAUCUACGUUUAGGACUUGUGUGAAAAUCUGAUGACGUUUUAGAUCAUAUUUUUACAUUUUAAUGGGUUAACAGACUUUCAAGCACCACUGUAUACCCUUGAGUAAGCCUGCACUUUAAAUAAUGCAUUUACAACUCAUCAUUAAUAACCACGUUACGCAUGUUUCCGUCCUCUGUUAACGUUUCGUGAGUAUGCAUUUGGUUCCCGAGGUUCGGGCAGGUACCAGGAGGAAGUUGAUUAUAUGAGACCAAUCACAGCCAUGUUCACUUCCCUUGUGAGAAUCCAGUAAUCGGGGGGGAACAAAACAAAAACCUUCCAUCCACUUCCUUGCAUUUAUUUACCACGUGCAUUUACAGUAGAGACAGGUUUUGGGAAAUAAAAGGUGACCGUUUCCUUGAAUCCGAACAAUGACGUGAGGGGAAACCCAGCCGAACGGAUGAGCUGAGGGUAGAACUACAACCGGUACGUCUGCAUGUCGACACGUCACCUUCAGCACCGGAUCCACCCAGAAAAACAUUCCACAGGGCACAGGGACAAACUUCCGAGAGAGAACCAUGAUAACGGGUUUUAAUCAUCACAUGACGUGAAUCUAAAACAUUACAUAGUGCGUCUACGUUUUUCAUGUUGCCACGGUAGGCUGUCAUACAGGGAUGUUUUCUUUUGAUUGUUAUUGCCCUAUCUGACCGGUUCUCGAAAGUAUUGGCGCCCUAUCUGAGGUUUUGCUACGGCAAGCACCGCUCACAUUUUCUUCAGGAACUGUACGUGUCUAGUUAUUAUUCUUCUUAUUGCUUAAUUAUUACAUGAUCCUGAUCUUGGUAAAACGGGUGUGUCCAAAUAAGAAGACAAACCGCCCGAUUCUGCUUAUGUAAUUGCCGAGCAGUGCUUACGUAAUGCCGAUGAUCACUCUACAGUUUCAGGAUGGUUGCGCAACAGUGUGUUUGAACAGGAAAACUGUAUAUUCCACGUACAAAGUUUCCUGGUUGCUGACCUGAGGAAUUUUUUCUUUUUUUUUUGAAAUUGUGUGUGUGUGUGUGUGUGUGUUGUUUUUUUUCUCUCUCCCAGUAUUCAUCAAUCCACGCCAGUUCCAGCAAGUGAAGGGUAAUAUAUUCUUCCCAAAUGACACCAUGAAACCAUAUGAGAAAUUUUGAGGGGCAUUAUGAGUGGAUUUUGUUCAGUUGUAUACAAAGAAAUCACCCAGAAGAGACGGGCUCCUUUUGACUCUUCCUCAUGGCGUCUCAGGGAGUUUUUUUCUUCGCCAAUAACUAGAAUUAGAGUGAGUAAGCGGAAAUCUUUCCCUAAAUAAAAUACCCGGUUUUAAACGUGCCAGUCUAGCACGUGUAAGAAGGAGGAUGUGAAAUCGGCACGGUCUCACCGGCGUAAUUUAUUAGGGUUGGGGUUCGGGGUGAAAAUGGAUUUGACGUUCGUACCACCUUUGCAAAAGGUUUCGAUCCUCUCGUAUGACGGCGUUUUUAAAAAAAAAAAUCUGUUUAUUGUGGAAUGUCUGCGAAACUAGUUUGUUCCUGAACAGAGCCCAUGUGAUUGGUCCAAACUAAAACAAUGGGGUGGGAGGAGCUUAUACAAGCACAUCCCGGCAUUGGACUGGAUGAAGAUCUUCUGGUUGUCUUUCAUUUUUUGGUAGCUCUUGUGUAUAAAAUCUUCAAGAAGCAUCUAAAAACAUCGCUGACGAAAUAUAUUACGCAAGGAAUGAAACAGUUUCGGUACAAUAACCAAUGAUGCAGUAGUUCCUUGAACAGAGCUUGUUUUAAUCCUCGUCUCAGACCCAGUAGCCCAAACCCAGUUCUUUUUCCUCUGUCUUCAGUUCUGUCUCUUCUGUCUUUUAGCUUUAAUGCUUUCAAUCUUGCUUCUCUUUGCCUCUGGCCCUGUGACAGAUUCAGAACUUGAAUUCGGGCCUGAUCCGACCCCAGAACCCAGAUGUACUCAUGCUAGGACAAGGACUAAAGAGAAGAUAGUGCAGCAAGGUACAGGCCAAGAGGUGUUCAAGUGCCUAUUCUACUUCACUUCAUUGCUGAGUACCUGUACCGGCCCAGUAAGGUUGUACCUAUCUCCACUAAGCACUUUAAUACCUUUCCACUUGUACUGAAAGUAAAGCAGCGUUACCGUUACCACCCAGACGUCGAUCAUUUCCCGAUAAAAGUGCGUUCACAAACCGUCUCGUUCCUCUCGUACGACCGAACAAUUUUGUAUUUAUUUAUGUGUAUCCAUUUAUAACGUAAGUGAAACUAGUUCGUUUCGGUUAUGACUUGUGUCACAAGAAACCAGGAAGUGGCGGAAAAGCGCUGACACUGGAGACUCCUUCCAUAAACGUUGAAUAAACAUCUCCUUACCGAAAACCUCAGCAUGACAAUUACAAAUGCUCCUUUCUUAAAUAACAUGCUUUCUUAUUCCCAUGAAUGAGCGGUUACUAUAGAAACGAUAAUGUAUUAUACAGUAGAACGGGCGCGUUAAUAUAAACUACCGCUGUUAGAGAAAACGGAUCAACACCUUCUGACCAAUCGGAUUCGAGAAUUCAACAGUAGUAGUUGUAAAUGUAAGUUGAACUCGGGGUUUUUUUUUUUGUUUGUUUAUUUUUAAGAGUUCCAUUUAAGUCGACAAACCGUGUCCCGGACCGUUACCUGAAACGUCGGCUCUACGGGAAUUAGCGUCACGAACGCCGGAAUGUUGGUCAUUUGGAAAUCAGCUUUGCUUCACGAGUCCCUUAUCAGAGCAGAAAUGAAUCAGGUGGGCUUUUUAGGAAUGAAAACCCUGCAGUACUCUGAGGCAGCUCUUGACUAAAUGCAGGAGGUUAAAUGAGUUUGCUUUGCCUGUUCAUGACUUCAUUUUACUCACGAAGUUCCUCUUCGUUAUCGGAAAAGGGGGACGCAGACUGAGACGUGAUGGUCAUGCAGACCCGUUUCUGAAGCUGUGGAUGUCAAACCCUUUACCGAAAUCCUUCUGCAAUCGGUAUAAUUUUAAUAACAGUUUCAUAUUUCACAACCCGAGGUGCCGAGUGAGUGACUUCACUUCCGCAGAGCUGCUUGCAGGGUUGUAGGCCAUCUUAUUUUUUUCCUUUUUUUUUUCUCUCUUCUUUUUCUUUUUCUUUUUCUUUUUCUAUACUGAACCACCUCCAGAGCGCGACCUUUGAAGCUGGGCCUUUUCCCCCCACCACUUCACUUCCUGCCAAGAACACUUUCACUUUGUGCUGGAGUGGCUGCCUCCUACGAGACAGAUGAGACAAAAAAAGACCCGAGGAAGUUUUUUUUUUUCCCUGUAGGUUAAUUUUUGUCUUCAUCCCAACGCGAGAUUAUCUCUUUGGCCUUUUGCAUAAUUGAAAAAUGUUUUGUUUAUAUAUAUAUAUAUAAUAUACACACACGGAACAUUUUGGCUUUAGCGCAAUACACGGUUUUCUCCCCAACACUAAAUUUGAGUGUUUAUUUUUGUCGGGGUUUUUUUUCGUUUUUAUUUUUGGGUAGGUUUAUUUUUGUCUUUAUCCAGACACAAGGUUACUUCCUCAGCACAUUUAAUACUUGAUUUAUUUAUUUAUUUAUUUGACAUUUUUGUCCUUAUCUAGACACUACGCUAGUUCCUCACGUCCUACGCACAUUUCACAUUUUAGCAGGGUUUGUUUAUUUCUUUAUUUAGUGAAAUUUGUGUCUUUAUCCAGACACAAGGUUACGUCCUCGGCACAUGUGUUUAUUUAUUUGUUUGUUUGUUUUUUGUCUUUCUCUAGACACGAAGCUAUGUCCUUGACACAUUUCAUAUUUUAGCAGGGUUUGUGUAUUUAUUUAUUUCUUUAUUUAGUCACAUUUGUGUCUUUAUCCAGACCCAAGGUUACUUCCUCGGCGCAUUUAUUUAUUUAUUUAUUUAUUUAUUUUUGUCUUUAUCUGGACACAAAGGUAUGUCCUUGACACAUUUCAUAUUUUAGCAGGCUUUGUUUGUUUGUUUAUUUAGUGGAACUCGUGUCUUUAUGCAGACACAAGGUUACUUCCUUCGACACGUUUGUGUUUAUUUAUUUAUCUAUCUGUUUAUCUGGACACCAAGUUAUCUAAACAUAUUUCAAUGGGUUUAAUUCAUUUAUUUUUUUACAUUCAUUUAUUUAUUUUUAUUUAUCUAGACAGACGCUUAGUUCCUCACCACAUUUCAUACUAUAAUGGAUUUUUUUGUUUAUUUGUUAUUGUAUAAAAAAUUAUUAUUUUUUUUUUUAAAUCUAAAAAAAUGUAUCCAGACACAAGGUUGCUUCUUCAGCGCUUUGCAUAUUGAAGCGUUGUUGUUUGUUUGUUUGGUUUUUCUUUUUUUUUGUCUUAAUCCCAAACAAGGUUAUGUUUUGGGUGCCUCGGUGUUUUACAUAUUUUAAUGUUUUAUUUAUUUUUUAUUAUUAUUAUUAUUUGUAAUUUUGGUAAAAAUUUUUUACAACUUUAUCUCAACAUAAGGUCACAAGGGUACGUCCUCUGUGCUUUUCCUAUUUUAGUUAGUUGUUGUUGUCUUUAUGUUUGCCAGUUUUUGUUUUCAUUCCUGCACAAGGUCAUCACUUCAGUCUUUGGCAUAUCUGAGUGUUGUCUCCUUUUCAUUUUUGUAGGUAAAUUGUUUUGGUCCUUUUCCCCUCAGCAUGUAGUUAUCUCCUCACAUUUUUUUUUUGCAUAUUUCACAGGGUUUUUUUUUUUUUUUUUUUUUAACCCUUGACAGUCAGUAGCCUCGAAAAACGAGGUCACGGCAGCUUGGUUUCUCUUCUCACUCGCAAGAUACCGCCGAUCUGGUUCACUUGUUCGAAUUUCGAGAGGAAGUACACGUCUCGGUUGAUACCAGUAACAUGAUGUUGAUAUAUUACCUACUUCCUCUCAUGAGUUUUGCUUUAGAACAGCUUCUCCUUCAUAGACGGAUGAGUUUUUCAAAAAUAAAAUGCAUUUACGACACGUAGAACAGGCGGAUUGAGUAAUAACGGAGGAUUUUAUUAUUGUCCUCUCUUUCGUGAUGUUUGUACUAGACUAGUAUCAGUCAGCGUGUAAUGUGGGCGGUGUUGUGUUUAUAUGAAAUGUUUUAGCUCAGUGCUGACGCAAUGCUGACAUAACUGUAGAAUCAUGAACUUCAGCUGUGUUGAGCAAGACAGGAACGUUCAUUCGGUGCUCGACUCUGAGCUCGCCGUUUGGCCUGAGAAUAUGACCUUAUGUUCUUGCAUGGACAAUCACUCUGGAAAUAUCCAGAGCUGCCAGACUAAACAGAGUGCUCAAAGCGGUUAUUUGUACUGUAAUGGUAGAGCGUAGACGUGGUUCUUUUUGAAGAAAAUAACACAAAGAUCAAAUUAGCAGAACAAUAAGGAGGCUGGGAAAUAACUGACCAGCUGGUAGACUACAUUUGUUUUUAGUUUUGGGGGGAAAAAGUUCCCUGGUUCAAUCCCGAGCUCGGUUACUCUCCGAGUUCUCUCAGUUUCCUCGGGGUUCUCCAGUUUCCUCCUGCUGUCCAAAAACACGCACGUGUGUGAGAAUGGUGCCUCUUGAUGGACUGGCAUCCCAUCCAGGGUGUAUUCCCUGGUAUCUUACACCCAGAGUUCCCGCGAUAGACCCGGAAUCCACCGUGACCCCGAUCACUAUAACGUGAUGACUGAAAACGAAAUCGAAUAAAUGCACGAUUUGUGACUAAACACGUGCGAUUCGUGCGUGAAUCCGACACGUGCGUUUUCGAAAAACAUCAUGUCACGCUAUUUUUCGUACACGGACUUUUCGCAGUAGUCCGUGUUUUGUCCCCCCGCAAGGUUUCGUUUAUUUUCACGCAUUGUUUUCUUUUACGCACGAUCACGUAUUAUUCCCAAGAGGUUACUCAUACGUGAUUUCUUUCAAGACUUUACUCACACGACAAUCGCAUGGGAACAGCGGUCACGUCGGACAUGCAGGCGAUUUCGCGACACGUUUACUUGCGUUCAUCAUUAAAACAAUGCUUUAUCCCGGUCAGGCUUGCUGUGCUUUAGGUGACUCGUUUGUUCAUGAUUUUGGAAAGAGAACCAACGGAACACUUUAGCAAAUAGCAACAGGCGGAUUCAAAAAUAGCGAAAAUAACAGUGGGAUCAAAAUCCGGUCCCGUGCACAUCUCUGGUCUGUAGUUUAUAAUCAUCAGAAGGGAUUUUUUUUUCAUUAAAGACGGCACUGGGAAAGCCCCACUGCUGCUACUCAGACUCUCACACAAAAGAUGUUUGUCUGAGAUGAACGACAGCAACGACGUCCUGCUGCGUCUCAAACCGACACGAGUAACGUUAAAUCUGCCGCACCGUCCAUCGGCACUGCUUCUCAAAGAGGAGAACCUAUGGAUAGCAUGGCCGAUGGAAUCCUCAGAAACUCAAACGCCAGUCAGUCUACAGGUCU